AUUCAUCAUUCGACAAGCAUAAUACCGACCAUGGCACAACCACCACCACCACCAGCGCCACCCGACAAAAUGUCGCUGACGCAACAAGAGCUCGAUUGGUGUUUGGCGUUGAAGCAGGCUGUUCUGGAAGACGACGAAUUGGAAGAACGUCCCGACUUGGACUACGCUCAUUGCGCUCUCAUGGCGCGUGGGAACUUGUCCGAAGCCCUGCAUCGAUUCCGUUCGCUGCAAGAGUUUCGAAGCGAGUAUCAAAUUCAUGAUGACGAUCCACUCGAAGCAUGGGAACUCCUGCAGCAGUUUUUCGAACAACAACCGUGGUUCAUUUUAGACGUCAAUGUCGGCGAUGAGACGGUCUUUGUGCAAGAUUUUAGUCGACUCGACCCCAAGGCGGUGGAUCUGCCGCGGGAUUGGAGAGUCUUCAUGGGAGGUUUCUAUUAUCUGCUUCGAAUACUGCAACCUAAUAUUGAUAUCAUGAGAAAGGGAAUAGUGGUCAUUGCAGAAUUGGCCAAUAUGGGUUGGAAGAAUUUUGAUAUCGAGUUUAUGAACCGCCAUCAUUAUCACUUGAUGGCCUUUUAUCCAAUACAAAUCAAAGAAGUCACAUUCAUGCACGCAUCCACCAUUGGCAGCAUGCUCCAUUCCAUGCUCAAACGAUUGCGAGGAAAUCGAGAUGAAAUACUGGUGGGAUGUCAAUUCGAACAAUGGGAAGGAGAAUGGAGUGACAUGUUCAAAACACCCUCGCCUGAACUUGCACAACAGCGAUUGAAUGACAAAAUCAAACGCUAUCUCGUACAUCAAUAUCACAACAACAUCACUUUUCGAUUUCCCGGGGAGGAAGCAUUGAUGGAUAGUACACCACCACCACAAGUGUCAUAGGAAAAGAUGCAAGCAACAAUCAACUCUCCCGCCCUCUUGUUCGGUUCGAGGUAAUUGAACAAAUGCCCACAAUAGAGAGACACACCAGGUUGCAACGAAGCGAUGGAACACCGCUAGCGAGAUUAUGGAAUCCAACUAGCCAUGGGGAAGCAACCGCGUACGACAACGUUUGACCUCCCAAGAGUUUCCCCCUAAGACCCCCAAAUCUCGGGGAUGAAAUCAAUCCACGGGAAGGCAUGAUUGAGACACAAAUA
Seminavis robusta is the source of this 1127-nucleotide messenger RNA. The record is from the annotation of a GenBank genome assembly. NCBI's taxonomy places the organism in Eukaryota, Bacillariophyta, Bacillariophyceae, Naviculales, Naviculaceae.